Messenger RNA from Cavia porcellus (domestic guinea pig), 3047 nucleotides. It is a transcript of the gene Cfap91, whose product is annotated as cilia and flagella associated protein 91. Bases 114 to 2417 code for a protein of 767 amino acids. NCBI's taxonomy places the organism in Eukaryota, Metazoa, Chordata, Mammalia, Rodentia, Caviidae. The transcript has 18 exons. The record is from RefSeq and is a predicted model, not a curated record.
GGCAUCACCACGCCCCUUAUCCUCGCGUGCUCCGCGGUUACCAUGGCUACAGUGCGCGCUGCUGCCAGACCUGCUUCGUUGGUCUACAGCUGGCCGAGGGAAGAGGCAGCAUCAUGAGCCACGUAGUGACCAUCGAGGAGCCCCGGGCCCAGGGCCUCACCUCACUGCAGCAGGACGGGGCGAGGUCGAGGGCCAGGGGCUGCACCUCCUCCAGCCGAGCGUAUGAUUUCCUGUACGAUCCAUUGUUUAUUGUGUCAAGUGAGAAAGACCACACUCAGGCAAAUAUCCAAGCCACCCUGGCUCGAAACGGACUGAGAAAGGUUCCCAGGUUUAGAACUAUGUUCAGUAACCUGGUGCAUUAUCCGAGAUAUUCUCUGUCCUGGAGCAAGUCAGAUCCGGUGCCACCUUUCAUCAGCCGAGAAUGGAAGGGGCACAUGGAGAAACAGAAGGAAGCCCUCCAGCAGCUGGCCUCAACUGACCCUUCUUUUCAGAUGUUUAAAGAAAUUGAUGAGGAUCCUGACGUCACUGGAAAGAAUCGCUAUAAAUACUUUGACAGGCCUUUCCUUCCAUUUGUUCAGCAGAUGCCACUCAAUGUUCUUUUUGCAGCAACCAAGAUGCAGUCAUGUGUUUUUCCUCCUGCUUCUUCUAAGUACCCAUCCAUUCCUUCAAAGUCUACUGUGGGGACUCAGACUGAUUAUCGGGAUGCUGACAUUCAAACUGACCCAUACUCUCCAGAAUACGUAGUAUGUCAGAAUACUAUCCCUGAGCUCCUGACCCUCGCUACUCUCACCUGGGGUCGAGGUCUCCCAGCAGGGCUGGCUGAGGUGGAAAUGAUAGAACGGGCCCGAGAAAAGCGCGCCUGGGAAGCCACUCUCCCUACUCUGACUGACACCUCCCAGUUUGAGAAGAGGAGGAAGAUGAUGAGUGCAAUGGAGAGGAAAGAGUGGGCCUUCAGAGAGCAGGAGAUUGAAAAACUUCAGGAAUUUCGCCUACAAAUUUUAAAAGAGCUGCUGAGGAAACGGGACGAGAAUCAAAAUGAACUGAACACGAAGCACUUGGAUGCCCAGUGGUGUAAACUUCAGGAAGAGAAAGAGGCAAAAAUGGCCCAAAUCCAGCGCACACACAUCUCAACAAUCAGAAAACUUGAGAGAAAGAGCAAAGAUAUAGAAGGGAAGUUCAAGAGGAGAGAUAUCAUCGAGGAAUAUGCUGAUCCUGCAUCGCAGGUCUAUGGGCCUCUGUCUCGCCUUGGUCGUUUCCCGGACAACAGCUCAGAGGAUUUUGUGGUAAAAAAUCACUAUCUGAAUACUUAUGAAGGUUUAGUUGAACUUGAGUCAAGUCUCCCACGUUUUGUUACACAGCUAGUAAUCAAACCUCCAAAACCAAAAGUCAUUACCACCAAAGCAGGUUUCCUGAAGAGGGCAGUGAGGAUGGACUAUGAGUUGGCAGAGGUCCAUAAGGCCUUGUUGUAUAAGAAAAAUAAAGUUCUUGAAGCAGAGAAACCUCUACGCUUUCUUCAAAAGAAGCCCAUACCUGAGCCUCGGCUUCCAACUCCAACCUUGAUAAUGACUUCCAAUGAAGAAGAAGACAUAGAAAUGGCUGUGAUCUACCUUCAGAAGUUACUGCGUGGCAGGGUCAUUCAGAACAUGAUGUUUGAAGGGAAAGAAAAGCGGUUGGAGUUGAUCCAGGAACUGCGCACCAGCCACGCAUUGCAAGAAGAUGAGAAGCUGGUGAAAAAGGCCGAGAAGCAAGUGACCCUGGCCUUACAGCGGCAGAGGAACUUGCACGAGCACAAGGUGUCACGGAUUGAAAACCACUUGGCAGGCCUGGAAGGCAGGGUGCUGGCAGACAUGCUUGAUUUCCUGUCCAAAGAACUUGUGAGACUGCAGGAAGAGAGGCGCAUCCAUGCCUUUGCUAUGCUUGCUGAGCGCCAGCGGAGGAUGAGAGAGGCCGAGGAGAGCGGCCGGCGCCAGGUGGAGCAGAGGCGCCUGCAGGAGGAGGACCAGAUAUUUAAGGAGGUGAUUAAAGUUCACCGAAGUACAGUAACCUCCUAUCUGGAAGACAUAAUAUUGAACACUGAAGAGAAUACUGCCGAAGAACAAGCCAGAGCAGAAAUAGAAAAGAUGGCCGAGGAAAUCAAUGACAUCGCUUAUGAGAUGGAAAGUCGACGAACUCAUCUUCAGUCAGAGGAGAUUGUUGCUGAAUUGGUUUAUAGUUUUCUGAUCCCAGAGGUGCAAAAGGACUUUAUCAAAGAGAAAGUGAGGAAUGCACAGCGGAAGCAUAUUCUUGCAGCCCAUCAGAUCCUCCACGGGUACACAGAGACCAUGCUCCAGCAGAACUUUGCUGAGCCACAGCAAGGUGAGCUCUCAGACCCCGACAAGACUCUUGAAGAAGGAACUGAAAACGAGGACGACAGCUAAGCAUCUUCAGAUCUUGAAAUGAGUACAAAGAAAAUUUCCAUAAUUAAGAUUCCAUUUAUGGAGGCAGGCCUACCUAGUUCUCAAUUGGUAUUGACUAAUCAGCACUGUAACACCAUGCUAAAAAGGUAAAUAUGAAGGAAAGACUCUAGAAGAAUUCCACAAAUGCUUUCCAAGUAACAAAUUGCACAAUUAAAGACUUACGUUCUGGAUUGAUGUGAGUAUCGGCAGUGCUUUCAAAUGUGAGAUUGGGAAAAAUCUUACCACACAUGGCUGCUGGCGAUGAAUGUUGCAGUCAACUUUGAUGCCUGCAUACUAAUUAAGCAAAAGAAUUAUGUUCUUCUAAUCGGUAGACUUGUACUACAAUAAGCUAUAGUUGAUUAUUAUCAUGAAAUUUUGUAUUUUGUCUGUAAACAUUUUGUGGAAAUGUCUUUUAUCUCCUGUUGGAUGAAUAGAUUUUGGCUCAUAAAACCUAAAAUGUUUACUUUCCAGCCCUGUGCAGAAAAAGAGCCUCACUCCCUACUCUACAACAAUGAAAAUUAAUGAAGUAGAACUCACUAUAACAACAUAGAUGAGUGUCAUAAAUAAAAUAUGUAUCAGAAUAAGUCAAAUAAAAAAUAAUCUGUAGUGUGA